CAUCCUUAUCCUUGCCCCUGACUAAAAAAUAGUACCAUAUGCACGUUAACAAAUUAAGCUAUUAUUCGUGUAGUGAAACAAUGGUUUAUCCUUUUUGUGUAUUUCAACAGCAAUUGCGGGACCGUUAAAUCCUCAGUGCGCCUGUGGACUAUCCGCUGCUGAUGCGCGGACUGGCGGAGUGAUACCGGCUUGGACUGGGUCCUCCCGGUUGUCAAAUCAUGGGAGUGUACCUGCCUGGGCCAACAUGUCGUUAGUUAGGAGAUGAAUACUGAAAUUAGAGUUAAUAGCGUCUUUGUGGUAAUGUGAUGCCAGAACUUCCUGCGUCGUGCAGACGAAGGGGACCAUUCUUAUCGCUGUGGAAGGCUUUCAUCUGAAUCUGUGUUUUCUUUGCGCACAAGAUCGUCACUAAUGAUGGAUAAAACACCAGUACUCAGCCACUGGGCUUGAGCUGCUCGUGAGCUGCUCUCAGGGUGUCCGGCGUGCGGCAUGCGUUCUCCCUGAGCGGCACAGCUCCCCCCGGAGGCGCCAGGAUGCCGGUGCAGGCGGCCCAGUGGACAGAGUUCCUGUCCUGCCCCAUCUGCUACAAUGAGUUUGACGGCAGCAGCCACAAGCCCAUCAGCCUGGGCUGCUCGCACACCGUCUGCAAAACGUGCCUACACAAGCUGCACCGCAAGGCCUGCCCCUUCGACCAGACCGCCAUCAGCACCGACAUCGACCUGCUGCCCGUCAACAGAGCCCUGCUGCAGCUCGUCGGUGCACAGGUCCCUGAUGGUCCAAACGUGUCCUUGAGCAGUGCAGUGGACAGUGAGCACUAUGAAGUGUGCAGGGCCUGUGUGGAGGAACUGGCCCUCUACCUGAAACCCAUCAGUGGAGGUAAAGGCGUGGCGACGCUGAGCCCGAGUGCCCUCAGCCGGCCCAUGCAGCGGAAGCUGGUGACGCUGGUCAACUGCCAGCUGGUGGAGGAGGAGGGUCGCGUUCGGGCCGUACGGGCCGGCCGCUCCCUGGGUGAGCGCACCGUCACCGAGCUCAUCCUUCAGCACCAGAACCCUCAGCAGCUCUCCGCCAACCUGUGGGCCGCCGUCCGCGCCCGCGGGUGCCAGUUCCUCGGACCAGCCAUGCAGGAGGACGCUCUGAAGCUGGUUCUGCUGGCCUUGGAGGAUGGCUCGGCUCUGUCCCGGAAGGUUCUGGUUCUGUUUGUGGUCCAGAAGCUGGAGGCUCGCUUCCCCCAGGCGUCCAAGACCAGCAUCGGCCAUGUUGUGCAGCUCCUCUACCGGGCCUCCUGUUUUAAGGUUACCAAGCGGGAUGAGGACUCGUCGCUCAUGCAGCUGAAGGAGGAGUUCCGCACCUACGAGGCACUUCGACGUGAACAUGACGCCCAGAUCGUCCACAUCGCCAUGGAGGCCGGGCUCCGCAUCUCCCCCGAGCAGUGGUCCUCGCUGCUGUAUGGAGACCUGGUUCACAAGUCCCACAUGCAGUCCAUUAUCGACAAGCUGCAGUCGCCCGAGUCGUUUGCAAAGAGUGUCCAGGAGCUGACGAUCGUGCUGCAGAGGACGGGGGACCCGGCCAACCUGAACAGCCUGAGACCACACCUGGAACUCCUGGCCAACAUAGACCACAAUGCAGAUGCUGCACCUCCAACCUGGGAGGAGUUGGAGAGUGUAAUGUUGGCUGUGAAAGUAGUAGUCCAUGGACUGGUAGAGUUCAUCCAGAACUUCAGCAAGAAAAGUCACGAAACGCCCCAGCCACAGCCGAACAGCAAGUACAAGACUAGCAUGUGCAGAGACCUACGGCAGCAGGGGGGCUGCCCACGAGGGUCCAACUGCACUUUUGCCCAUACUCAGGACGAACUAGAGAAUCCUCUCUCCUCUUUGCCCAGGUACAGAAUGAGGAACAAGAAGCUCAGUGGGGCCUCCCGCCCCUUCCUGCUCCCCCAGGGGGUUAUGGGUAAAGCGCCCAACUGUAAGGGGGGUAUCCAGACGGGCGAGCCCUCUCUGGGGUGUCUGAAGGGCCCAGAGAAGGACACGCAGGCCCCUGACGGCCACUCGCCCACGCAGCUCAUCCCCCGCGGUGCAGAUGCACUGGAUGACCUGAAGAGGACGCUACCCAAUGGUGCCAACACACUCUCACAGUCCUCCUCCAUUAACCUAGAGCAAAAGACUGUUUCACCUCCAAAGACGCCCGUCAGCCAGACUCAAGCCUUACUCUUGUCUCCCAACGCCACAGCCCAUGAGAUGGGCGGCGGGGCCUCUCCCAAGUCUGCCCACUUCCUGUUGAGGGGACACCCCGAGCUCUACUACCAGGACCAGCGGUCCCCUACGUGUGACGUGCCCCCCUUCCAGACAGCCAGUAAUUACUAUACGUCCUCCGGCCUCCCCUCCAAACCCUGUGUGGCUCGUUUCCUGCGCUCUGGCAACGUAGCCGAGUCCUCCUAUCCCCCAACGUCGCCGUACACCGACCAGCCAUCUCUGUUGGCCACGCGGGAGCGUCUUGGCCCUUCAUAUGGCCAGCCGCCGCCGCCGCAAACACCACCGGCAGCGUGCGGCUCCCUUAGCCCCGGCCACGGGCACGCUCAUGGCCACGGGCACGCUCACGGCGUCUACGCGCCCGUCUACGACAGUAGGCGGGCGUGGCGGCCGCAGCUGUACCAGAGGGAGGAUGGCCGGAGCAACUCACUGCCACCCGAGGUGCUGCACUCGCCCGCCUGCCAGCCUCCUCCCACCAGGGAGCGCUAUAACUCACUGGACAGCCCUUACUGCGGCUCCAUGGAUCACAGGGCCGCACUGCACAGGACUCACCGUCCCGCUGUCUGCUCUCAGGACUCAUAUGCACGCGCACCUCUCGGCUACGAGGACAUGAUCCACCGUAAACAGGAACAGUGGGCGCAUCACCAUAACAACGUCAGCCGGCCCUCCCAGUCCUCACCUGUCUUUGCUGUUGAUUUUUGUGCUGAGCAGCAGCAGCAUGCUGAUAGUGUGGGCGGUGCGUGUGUGAGCUGUAAGUUGCGUGCGGAGGAGAGUCUGGCCCACUACUCGCCCUGGUCGUGUGGCUCCAUCAGCCCCUUCGACUCCGAGCCCUAUGCCAGCUCCAUGUACAACUCCUGCUCGCAACACAUGCAGGAUGUAGAGAGUGGCACCGGCAAGCGCUGGCUGCACAUGUUUGAGCCGUACCGCCGACUGAAGGAGGAGGACCCCAUCAUCCCGUUCGGGGAAGGACCCAUCAUCUCCAAGUGGGGGGCCAUCUCCCGCGCCUCCCGGACCGGCUACCACACCACUGACCCAGUCCAAGCCACUGCCUCGCAGGGCAGUGUCAACACCACGCCUGUCAACUUUAGAGAUUACAGUCCCCACAUUGGACAUGGAGAUUACAGAUGGGGUCCGCGAGGUUCUGACUCGUCCAGCCACUCCAGCUUCUUGGAGAGUGACCAGUUGGGCGUGGCAGAGCUGCAAGCACGCCGGCCCUCUCUGAUUGGUGGAGAGAAGCUGGGGAUGGAUCUCCUUCAUGCAGAAACGAGUCCGUACUGUGCAGAGAGUGAACCAGACCGGGACAUCGAGUUGGAACUGUCUGCCUUGGACUUGGAGGACAACGAGCCACACCAGAACCCCAUGCAGGACCACAGACAUGUGUUGCUGGGCAGAUUUAAACUCAUCUGUCUAAAGCACACUGCCUGUUCCUCUCGGCAGGAGCCCCUGGAGGUGAGAGUACCCCCCCAGAGCUCUCAUCUGCCCCCCCCCAGCACUGAGCCCCAGCCCCAGAAGCUCUCUCCCGAUGGGAUGGACCAUCACCUGCUCAAGAAGAUGGCCUUCAGGAAGGCUUUGUCUCCGGGAGGCCUUGGCUCUGGGAGGCUGGGCAUAGGGAAGCUGAUGAUGAAGACGGGCCCACCAUCACGCUCCGAUAGCCCCCACUCCUCCACCACCGGGCCUGAGGUGCUGCUGAACGGCAGCUGAGACUCAAGACUGGUCUUCCACCUGCAGGGGGCAAUGCAGGCUGGCGACAUCUCUUUCCCCAAUGCUGCAGGAAGUGCUGACACCUGUGGGUUGAUAACCCCAUGUUGGGGCGGGGUUGGGCAAGACAAGACGACUACAAAUGGCAACACGGCACCACAGUAACGUUCCCCCUACAACAAAAAACAACAAAUCAUCUGAGCCAGCAGUGAGCUGCAGUUUCGCCAUGUCGCCAUGAUCGAUUUGCUUUCUCUUCACUUCAUCCUCGCCACUGUGCCACUUGAGCCUGUUUUUUUUGUUUUGUUUUUUGUUUUCCAGAACCGUAGUCUCCUCUCACGCUCGGUAGUUUACAGGGGUGUGUUGGCGUCGUCGGCAGGAUGCUCUCACACCCCCAUUGGUUGUCAUUGUAUCCAAUCAGAAAUUCCCAAAGGUUGCUCUCAGGCCUAGUGAAGAGAGCUUGACCUUUCUCAGCAACGUUGAGCUAUUGUCGGAUGUUUAGCAGGGAAAUCGAGAUCUCCAAUCUCACAGGGGCGAGCGCAGCUCUUGCAAUGUCAUUUCAGAAUUACAUGCCACGGCUAAUCUAACUUGGGGCAAAUGAGCACAAACUGAAAGUUGUGGCACCCAAGCCGGUAAUAUGUGGAUGCACAGAAAGCUCAUCCUCACCUGUCUCGGUAUGAUUAUACAGCAGCCUAAUCUCACUUAUAGCCUCCCCACAGACUACAUAUACAGAAAUGUUUGUUUUCCACUGUAAAAGCUGAGUAAGCCACAGCACUGAGAAGGCCGUUUGCUUAUUACUGUCUAUCAUUUAGCUUAUGCUGCUAAAAUAUUUGUCACCGGAAUGAACCUGCAUGCAAGUAGUUUGCCACAUGGAAGGAUUGCACUUAUUUGAUAAUGGUUAGCUUUUUAUUUAUUCCUGUUUUUUCCACCUGUGAGGUUACCCAUCAUUUGCUUGGUGUGUGUGUGUGUGUGUGUGUGUGUGUGUGUGUACGUGUUUUGUUGUAAGUUGGGUGCUGAGCAUUGCUCUAGAAAUGCCACUUAAGCCAAACUGUUUUUGAUAUUUUGAGAUGCCACUCAUUGGUUCAGUGGUAUGGUUUACUAGCUUGACACUGACUGAAAGGAAAAACAUUUACAUUAUUCAAAUCGCACAGUGAAUUGAAGUCUCAAUUAAUUGUGGAUUUCAUCAUUAGGAUCAUAGGCUACAAGUUAUGGGAAUUGAUGUAAAAUAAGUGUCAAACUGAUCUUAAUAUGGUAAAUGCAUUAUUGUUUACCUUAUGUCACAGCCUGCAUUACGGAGAUGCAAUGCCAUGUGACCUGACUGUGUGGCAGUGUGUAUGUGGUCAGUGUGUAUGAUGAGCUGUAAGUGUGUAUGAGAUGGAUCUGUCAUGCUCUGCGUUGUCCCAUGAGGUCACAGUGGGAAGCGUCAUGUUUACAGACAAAGGUUGAAGGUCAAAUGAAUCUGUUUUUCUUUGUCUUUGUUUUCAGUUUUGUGGAUGUGUUUUUGUUUUGGUUGUGUUAUGUUUCCUUUUCUCAAGGAGUGUUAGACCUAAUCAGCAAAGAAAGUAUGACAUUCGACAGGGGCUUACGCUGCAUCUAAAAGGUCCUUCCAGAAGAGUUACAGGAUCUCCUGGAUGGCUUUUACUUUGAUUUUAUUACAAAAAGAAGAAAAAACAUCACUAACUUCCGUGAAGUUGUUUGUCAAAAUAUUUUGUAUCAGGAUCUCUUUCUCUCUUUUAGUUUUGGUCAUCAUUUCACAAAUUAGAAAAAUAAUAUAUAUUGCAAUCAGUCAAUCAAUCGGUCUUUCUGGUGUUGCACCCCUGUUUGGUAAAAUGGGACAUUUCUGUCACACAAAAUGCCUGAUGAAUGGUCUUUCUUGUAGUGAACCCUGUAUUGACGAGGGAGUUGGUUUUUGUCUGGUGCACUGAAUGCUCAAUUUUGCCGUCUCGUCCGAGAAGGUGAUCAGAUUUGGCAGGGUGAAGCUAUGUGUUAUAUACAGUGCUUGGGGGGGGGGGGCUCCUAUUUAUAAUAGGGUUUAUUUUUUUAAUGUCUGGAUGGAGGCAUUCGCGACUAGUGGUAUAAACAACUUGACCAAGGCUUUGUCACCUCUUGGGAGUUUUUGUGGUUAGAUUGUUGGUAGAUUGUGGAAGUAUGCACUUUCUGUUUAGUCACAUUUUAUUUGUCUUCACCUGACAGGAUUCAGCCUGCUUCAAACGUAACCUCGGCUUGGUAGGAAUAUUUAUUACUUAACAUAUCCAGUCUGCUGUGGGACAUCUUUUGUACAAUCAAUAUUUAUUAAGUGAGUGAUGGAAGACAUGUAUCAAGACUGUUAAACAGGACUGUUUAUUGGCAAAGAUCUGGUUAUGCGAUAGUGUAUUGCGAUACAUUGGUGAUAUGAUUCAGUGUAUUUUUUUUAAUUUUUUUUUUUUUAAAUCCAAAGGCAGUCAUAGUAAAUCACAAAUCACCAAAAUGCAUGAAAUCUGAGUUGACUUUUUUUUUUUUUUGGUGCAAUUAGAACAUUAGGAGCUGCAUUUGGAUUUAUUUCCGGUUGCGUAACCUCUAACAUGGCACUAUUUUUGUGUAAUCUAAAGAAAUUAAUUUAAUUAUUUAUAUUUUAAAAUCUAUACUGUUAGAAUCAAUACAGUUAGAAUCAAUACAGUAUCACAAAGCAUAAUUUUGUGACUCAAAUAGUUUUUUUUUUACACCCCUAUCAUUAGAUACUAAGUAUAAUCUACACAAUCCAGUACAAUACAUUUUACUAUCAUACUAUCAUUUCUCGAAGAGGUUAACUGGGGGCAAAGACGUAUCAGGGAUUGCUUUGUAAAAAGUCAGCCUUCAUUGUUUUGGUCAAGUUGGUCUCCAUUUUAGGUCAGUCUGCCUCCUGUAGUUCAGAUUAUCCAACAGGUGGCGCUAGAGCCCAGACAUAAUAUGUACUGACUUUGUUCAAUACAGUGACAGGGCUAAAAUAAGCAAAGAAACAUCCUAAUAUUUGCUAUUGUUACUAUUAUUAUUACUUAUGAUACACUUAAAGAAGAAUUGUUUCCUUCUUGCUUCUGUGGCUUAAUGAUAUUUGGUUGUAUCUUUUUGUGUUCGGACACCAGUAUUUGUUAAGUCCUGGGAACAGGGUUUUGGUUUGACGAGGAGAUGAAAUGGCACAUGGAAAGAACUUCAGUUGUUUCUUAUGGUGCCUGUCAUGUACCGCUAUGCUGGACUUCACCACAAUGCCUGAGAUGAUUCCCUCUACUGACCCCCCCCCCCCCCACACACACACACACCACCCUAUCCAUUCUCCCAUCUGACCUCCUCCGCUCCAUUUAAUAACACUUCAUACCCAAGCAUUGCAUUGUGUGAGUCCCCCAGCUCUGUCUUGGCUAGUCCUUCAGUACCAUGCCCCAGGUCAUGCAUGCCGUCUAUGUAGUUUUGGAAAAGGAGUCCAUGAUUCUGUAGUUGUGAUACAACACUCUGACGCAUUUCUCGUCGCAUUUCUUCACGUGCCCACUGUGUGGCCACAAGUACUGUGGCUUGCCUGCAGCACUUAAUUGUCAGCUUUCAAAUUAUUAUUAUUAUUAUUAUUAUUAUUAUUAUUAUUAUUUGCGUAGUAGUAGUAUUUUCCCUGAAAAGAACUAAUUUCUCUUCGUUUGCAUUUUAUUUCCUCAACUGUAACUGUUUGGCAAGCAUAAAGGUAUGGGUAAAAAUAACUUGUUUGUCAAUUGAUAAUGGAGAUGUUUACCUAUUUUUACGUCUGUAUUAGACAUUUUCUUUGCAAAUCUAUUGUUCGAUUGAAUUGUAAAUGAAAUAAGGAGAUGGUACACAUCCGUCAUUUUAUACAGCCAACACCAUCGUUAGAUGGACUUACUGCACAUUUAUAUGGUAUAUAAUCAACUAUAUUUAAAUAUAUAGACAGUAACAGAGAUUCUUUAAAGUGGAAACUCUUUUAAAGGAAAUGUCUGCAGGAGUAAUUUAUAUUGCAUUUUGUUUCUUUUGAAAUGCCACUUUUUGAAAGGUUUCCCUUUUGCUUAAGGUAAUGCAAGGCAAGUUUUAGCCUGAUUAUUAUUAUGAUUAUUAUUGUUUUGUUCUGAAUGGAGUUGUUUUUUGAGUGUUUUAUUUGUUCUAUCUGUUCUUGCACUGGCUUGUUCUAAGGCCUGUUCUCACAUGUGGGACAGUGUGAUGUCAAGAAAGGGAGGGUGGAGAAAUGUAAUUGCAUGCUAAAAUAUUCAAUAAAAACUCACCAAAUUGAA
This is a messenger RNA of Alosa sapidissima (American shad), 8173 nucleotides long. It is a transcript of the gene rc3h2, whose product is annotated as ring finger and CCCH-type domains 2. The record is from RefSeq and is a predicted model, not a curated record. The transcript has 19 exons. Gene Ontology annotation, molecular function: metal ion binding. The coding region runs from base 531 to 3944 and encodes 1137 amino acids. NCBI's taxonomy places the organism in Eukaryota, Metazoa, Chordata, Actinopteri, Clupeiformes, Clupeidae.